AUGGGACGGCUGCAACCAACAGUCGUUGUCACUCCUCAGGCAAACAGACGUUCGGAUCGAGCGAAAAGGGCAAAGGAUACUGUCAACAAAGUAAUUCCGGACAUUCUCAAGUCGAGUCCGAGGGCCAGACAUGGCAUCCACAAUGCUGUCUUGACGACCGAUCCUAAACCGGAAAGCGGCACCGAAAACUCAUCGACAUCAAACUUGUCAAUCAGACUCUGUAACACGGAUUCCCUCACUGCAGCCCGUCGCCUAACUCACUCGUCUCGCCGGCAAUCUGCAGCGGCUGCGUUGGCAGCUUCGAAGCAAUCAACCAGAUCGACGAAUGUAUGCAUCCUAAACAUGGCCUCCCCUCUACGCCCUGGUGGUGGAUUUCUGGACGGUGCAACCAGUUCCGAAGAAUUUCUCUGCAUGCGUACUACCUUGUACGCUUCGCUCUGGGAUGACUUUUAUCGACUACCUGAAAUUGGUGGGAUCGUGACUCCAGACGUUCUAGUGCAUAGAGACAGUACUCCAGAAGCAGAAGACCUGCCGAAGAGGGAGCGUUUCUUUGUUGAUAUCAUCAGCGCGGCCAUGAUUCGGUUCCCUGAAACUAACAGCGCACGCAUUGCUGAGAAGGAGGACGCCGAAGGCGGCUGUUCAUGUGGUGUGAGCUACUGCGACCGUGACCGCGAGCUUGUGACACACAAGAUGCGUGGCGUGCUUCGCAUGGCGCAAGCUCGUGGAGCUGAAAAGCUUAUCCUAGGAGCGUGGGGUUGCGGUGCUUACGGAAACCCCGUUCGAGAAGUCGCAAAGAUCUGGAAGCGCGUCAUCCUUGGUACCACCAGAAAGGCGGAGUCCUGGCCAGGCAUCAAAGAGAUCGUUUUUGCCAUCACUGACCGCGGUCAACUGAAAGAGUUUGAGAAGUGCUUUGGAGAUGUCUUGGUCAAAGAGUCCAAUUCACCACCAGCAGAAGUGACACCCGAACCACAGGCUACUGGCACCCAAAGUCCCACUUCGGAGCUCAUCUCGGAGCUGGUGUCCAAAAUCCAGGAGACUGAGCUGCAGCUCGACCAAAUUUCGAAUCCUCGCAGCAAGGCUCGCCUCCGAGAAGUAUUGGCAAGUCUCAACAAACAACUCUCACAGGCAGGCUCCGGACCGGAAGAAGACGAAAUGCCACUGGAGCCAAUUGACGAGGAAAUGGAAGACGCUUCUUACCCCGAUGCUGCAGGCGGCUUCGAGGGUGAAGAGGGCGGCUACUACAACUUUGACAGUAGCGAUAUUGCUUCAUCAGGUUCAGUAUCUCCAUCGACAUCAGACAUCUAUGAGUUCCGAGUUCCAGGGACCAGUGUGCCGAACAAGAGCGUCGAGUCACACGUGACCGAUGAUUUCGAGCAUGUUGGUUUCGACACCGAGAGUGGAUGGUUUUCCGGAUCCAUCAAUGGCCUCUCAUCACUUCUGGCAAAACAAAGGCGAGGAGGUUCUGGCACCAGCCCUAUGCUCAGAGGUGAAGCUGGUUUGGACGAUGUCGAGCCGCUUAACUUUGGCAAUGGCCUGAGCGAGUACCUGCGACGCUAUUCUGAGCAAGAAAGUUAUUGA
Aureobasidium uvarum is the source of this 1578-nucleotide messenger RNA. The record is from the annotation of a GenBank genome assembly. Lineage: Eukaryota; Fungi; Ascomycota; Dothideomycetes; Dothideales; Saccotheciaceae.